AUUUUUCUAUUUUUCUGUUUAUCAAAUGCGGAUUCGAUGCGAUUUAGUCGCAAAUGGUUACAGUGGAUUUCUUGUUUGGCCUUCAAAAAUCCUUCACAACAUACAUCAAUGAAGAGAGGAAGUUCAAGUUAUAUUUUUGAAGGAGAACAACCAACAUUAGAGGAAAUUCGAGGAUGGGGAAAGAGUUUCGAUAAGCUAAUGAAAAGCACUAGUGGACGUAAAUUGUUUCGUGAUUUUCUCCGAAGUGAAUUUAGUGAAGAAAAUAUUUUGUUCUGGUUAGCAUGCGAAGAACUAAAAAAGGAGGUAGACGUUCCGAUAAUAGAAGAAAAAUCACGAACUAUUUAUGAGGAUUAUGUUUCAAUACUAUCUCCAAGAGAGGUUUCAUUAGACUCACGUGUUAGAGAUGUGAUAAAUCGCAAUAUGGUUGACCCAACACCGCACACCUUCGAUGAAGCUCAGAUACAAAUUUAUACAUUAAUGCACAGAGAUUCUUAUCCGAGAUUUCUUAACUCACAAAAAUUCAAGGCGUUAGCACAAUUGCAGGAUGGUGUAUCAGCAUCUGGUUCCACAACGGAGAGCCCAACUUAAACACAAUUGCAUACAAAAUUCUCCAGCAUCCAAGACCUACAUCACGGUGCAGUUGCAGUUGUAGUUAAUGGCUGCGGUAUUUUGUUUUUCCCUAUCUCCCGCACUGCAAUGCAUGUUUACACAAUACUAUUUAGUUUCUGAACACUAUGAAUCUACGACGUUAAUGAAAACAAAAACAAGUGAAUUACUUACUACUCUAAUGCAUUUUGUUUCCUAUUAGUCUAUAAGCCAAUAAACUAAACGCAGUUGGAUCCACUUGGGCUCAAUACAACUUCCGUGAUAAAAACUCGGGCUGGGGCGUGAAAAGCUUCAUUUUUCCAAUAAUCAAGCAAUAUGCUAUAUUUUUCCAAAACGAAUACCAAAGAUUUAAGUUUCUAUUUUA
Molecule: messenger RNA, 970 nt
Organism: Teleopsis dalmanni
Lineage: Eukaryota; Metazoa; Arthropoda; Insecta; Diptera; Diopsidae
Product: regulator of G-protein signaling 17-like
Exons: 7
Coding region: 37-588 (183 amino acids)
Source: RefSeq, a predicted model, not a curated record